AAGGUGCAAUUGAAACAUACCAAGUCCCAACCCAACAGAAGAAUCUUAGAGGUAGUUGACUGAUGACUUGUUUAAUUCCUAAACUACCCAAAAAUUGCAAUUAUUUCUGACUCAUAAUUCAAGGGUAUUUCUGCCAAUAAAUGUAAAAUCUUACCCUCUAAACUCUUAUAUAUAGCUACUCACCAACUUUCUCUAGGAUUAUAUUAAACCAUUCUUGAUUUCAAAAGGAAAGAAAAAAAAGAAAAGAAGAAAAGAAAAACCCUUCUGUUUGUUUUGAAAGAAGAUGGAAUCAAUCAAGAAUGCUAACUUCCAAACUAAAUCUAGAAACCUCCACUUUCUUCAUCUACUCACUAAGUUCCUAGCCGCAAUGUUUUUCUUCUCUGUAAUAUUUCUCUGUUCUUCGCUUCUUCCUUUCCUUUUCAGCUCCAGCAGCAUUGGCAAGAACUACAUGUUCCUUCUCUGCAAUGGGAUUCUUGUUUUAAUUGUCAAGAAUUCUGGUCUAAUGGCAGAUUCUGAUCAAGAGGUCAAACCCACAAUAAAAAAUGAAGGAAGCUCACAGAAAUUAACACCGCCGCCAUCAGCAUCAGAGACCAAAACAGUUGUUGCAGAGGCAACAGUGGUCGUGGCAAUUGAAGACAAAUCUUCGGUUAUGUUAAAAGGAAAUGUAGCUGGCGAACAAGGGACUGAGACUGGUGUCAUUGAUGAUGGAGUAGAAGAAGAAGACGAAGAAGAAGAAAUUGAAUUGCUUAGUGCAGAAGAGUUGAACAAGAAAUGUGAUGAUUUUAUAAGAAGGAUGAAGGAAGCAAUCAAAUAUCAAUAACUAUUCUUGGUUUGAUUAAUAAUAAUUAUUAGUAGCUAAAUAGUUAGAAAGAAAAAGAAAAUGACUUGCUAAGAUGUCCAUGACUUUGUACUAUGAUUUGAUUGUGUUGCCUAAUUUUUUAUCACCUUAACAUGAAUUUUGUGAGUAAAAUUUUA
Messenger RNA from Ricinus communis (castor bean), 975 nucleotides. RefSeq lists its product as uncharacterized. NCBI's taxonomy places the organism in Eukaryota, Viridiplantae, Streptophyta, Magnoliopsida, Malpighiales, Euphorbiaceae. The coding region runs from base 284 to 820 and encodes 178 amino acids. The transcript has a single exon. The record is from RefSeq and is a predicted model, not a curated record.